This is a messenger RNA of Pseudomassariella vexata, 702 nucleotides long. RefSeq lists its product as uncharacterized. The coding region runs from base 1 to 702 and encodes 233 amino acids. The record is from RefSeq and is a predicted model, not a curated record. The transcript has a single exon. Lineage: Eukaryota; Fungi; Ascomycota; Sordariomycetes; Amphisphaeriales; Pseudomassariaceae.
AUGCGUUCCGCCGCCGUUAUCCUUGCCUUCGCAGCCCUCUCUAUGGGUCUCACCAUCAAAACAGAGCGCCGCCAGGAUGAUGUGAAUUCUAUCUUGGCCGCACUCGAGCAGGAAUCUCCUGAUGAUGCGGCUGCCGCGAGGGGUGCAAUCAAGCGUCAAGAAGAUAUGGAGUCGAUCCUCGCUGCUCUAGCUGCCAACAACCCUGACGAUGCUGCCGCUGCCGCUGCUGCCUUCGGGGGUGGUGCUUCCACUCAGAAGAGAAGCGAGGAGACCCCCGAGGAGCUUGCUGAAGAUAUGGAGUAUGGUGAAGAUAUUGCGAAAAGAGCUCAGGAGACGUCUGAGGAAAUUGCGGAGGACGAAGCGUAUGGGGAAGAUGUCGCGAAAAGAGUUGAGGAGACGCCUGAGGAAAUUGCGGAGGACGAAGCGUAUGGGGAAGAUGUCGCGAAAAGAGUUGAGGAGACGCCUGAGGAAAUUGCGGAGGACGAAGCGUAUGGAGAGGAUAUCGCGAAAAGAGCUCAGGAGACGCCUGAGGAAAUGGUGGAGGACGAAGCGUAUGGUGAAGAUGUUGAUAAGCGACAGGACGACGUUGCUUCAAUUCUGGCCGCUCUCCAGCAGGAGAGCCCUGAUGAUGCUGCUGCUGCUGCUAGCGUUUUCGGCAGGCGCCAAAUUGAAGAGGAAGAGGAGGAAGAGGAAGACGAAUAA